UUAUUAACUUCUUGUGUAGAAUUGGUACCGGAUUCAGAACAUAUAAAUUGUAUAAUCUCCGAAACACGUACGACAUGUUCCAAUCAAAUUUGUAAAAACACUUUGAUCUACAGCGACGAAUUCAAUGACGAUAAGUUGACAUGGAAAAAGGAGGUCAUGUUUCCACAGGAGCCUGACUAUCCGUUUAACGCCUACGAAACUAAAGCGAUACGUGUUGAAAAUGGAACACUAAUUAUAAAACCAGAAAUUUCUGUAUACGGCAGAACAGAAAAUGACGUGUACAGUAAAUGGGACCUGGGUAGUUUAUGUACAGGUGAACUUGGCACUAGAGAGUGUAUUCAAACGUCGUCCGGCGCUCAAAUCCUCCCACCAAUUACAAGUGGAAAAAUAUCCACAAAAGGUCUAUUUAGUUUUAAAUUCGGCCGAAUUGAUGUGCGCGCUAAGCUGCCAGUUGGAGAUUGGUUGAUACCGGAAAUCAAUCUGGAACCAUUAAACCAUGAGUACGGAAAAGAUCACUAUGCGUCAGGGCUACUGCGAAUUGCCUAUGUUAAAGGAAACCAGGAAUUCUCUAAAGAACUAUAUGGGGGACCAACUGUAUUCGAUAAGGAGCCUUUGAGAUCGAUAUUUUUGACAAAACACGACAGUUCUGUCAGUUAUUGGAAUAAUGAUUUUCAUGUUUACUCAUUAAUUUGGAUGCCUGAUGGUUUUCAACUAUUAGUGGAUAAUUUACCUUAUGGCACACUUAUUAAAAGUACUGAUCUUGAUGAAUCCCUCAUUUCUGAAUUGCCGCCGCAAUCAGAGAGCUGGGCAAGAGGAACGCCUAUAGCGCCUUUGGAUCAAUUGUUCUACAUAUCACUCGGAGUACGUGUCGGUGGAAUCAACGACUUCGCAGAUAGCCCACUCAAGCCCUGGAAGAAUAGUAACAGCAAAGCUAUGUACAAAUUUUGGCAAUCUACACUCUUGUGGCACUCGACCUGGACUUCGCCAGAAUUGGUCGUGGACUACGUCCGUGUAUACUCUUUGUGAAUUUUAAUUAUACGUGUUUAAAUUGUGUAAAA
Molecule: messenger RNA, 1058 nt
Organism: Vanessa tameamea
Lineage: Eukaryota; Metazoa; Arthropoda; Insecta; Lepidoptera; Nymphalidae
Product: beta-1,3-glucan-binding protein 2-like
Exons: 6
Coding region: 157-1026 (289 amino acids)
Biological process (GO): carbohydrate metabolic process
Molecular function (GO): hydrolase activity, hydrolyzing O-glycosyl compounds
Source: RefSeq, a predicted model, not a curated record